This is a messenger RNA of Parascedosporium putredinis, 1515 nucleotides long. The record is from the annotation of a GenBank genome assembly. NCBI's taxonomy places the organism in Eukaryota, Fungi, Ascomycota, Sordariomycetes, Microascales, Microascaceae.
AUGACUUACAUGGCUCCGCACACCUUCUUUCCCUCUGCGCAUGUCAACAACGCAAAGGAGACGUCCUUUCUCUGCGAUACAGAGACAAGAUUCGCGCAAGCAUUCAAUGAGGUCUUCCUUGACGCUUUCAACCCCAGCACGCCUUGGUAUGAGCCCGAAAGGCCGGAUCUCUCUUUUGCUUCGACAUCGGCAUCAAGCAGUGAGCACGAGGAUGCCAUCUUGGAACCACUCCUCCCUCAGCCCAUCGCUCCAUUCGGUCUCCCCAUCACGCCUUGUGCACACCCUUCCCAGUUAGCCACCGUUCCCGAGCCGGUCAUAGCCACCUAUCCCGAUGUCAAGGCUGGAGGGUGGCUCGAGUUGCCUGUAGCCGAGGCUGGCGAACAGGGGCAAGACAACGUGGAAGAUCAAGGCCCUGUGCAGGACCCAUCCUACGAUACCAACACGGCGCCAAUGCCACCUCCCAGGUCGCAACGCAUGUCCACGGAAAAUAGCUCAGGUAGUCUCGAUUUCGACGUCGAGGCCUGCACGUACAACGAUUUAGCAGAGCUUCUAGUUCCAUCUCCAAGACAGGGGUCCUCGGGACCUGGUGCUACACCAGCAGCAACAGAUAUCAAUGAGCGAUCUAUGGCUCGACCCGAGAACUCUUUCUCCCCGCUUUCAGACGAUGCCGCCUAUGAUGCCGCGCUGGAGCUCACCAACGAUACGGAUGCCCAGCCUGGCAUCCUAACGAAAUUGAGUCUUGGGCAGUUGCGGCCCAUGACACGGAUCUACGCCGAUAACUCGGAGAGUAUGUCUGAGAGAGCUUCUCUAGGGAACGGCUUCUCAACCGACCCUGAGAUGCAAACGCCCGAAUCUAUCUACGAAGCGGACAAGAUGCUUGUCGCCUAUGCCGAAGAGGCAGGGAACGCCAGCGGACGCUCCCCAACCUCAGUUACAGCCAUCUCAGGGCGACACGCUCAGCGAGGCAGAGCGUUUUAUGGGGCUUUUGGGAAGCUCCGCAAGUCGGCUGAAGACAAGUGUGAAAAGCUCAUAAAUGAGUGGAAGGACCCUGUUACGGGCUGCUCUGAGCCGUCUACGUCGUGGAGUGCCGAAGCAGUGGCGGACUGGACACGCCGACUCGGCGAAUAUAGGGCCUUGAUAUACCAAAGGUACGCUCCACACAAGAAUCAGGCCCUCGAGAUGAAGGGGAGCAUCCAGCGGAAAUGCACUACUAGGAUAGUGAGCCAAGAUGCAAAAUUCACCAAGCCACGGGAAGCAGUGGACUCGGGCAUCGACAUGGAUAUUCCCAGCAAAGAGCGCUCGCUCAACCCCAUGGCAAAGGAAUUCCAGCCCCCACAAAAGCCUUUAAGCUCGCCGGUCGAACUCAAGUCGGGCAUGCCUACAAUUCAACAACUCGCGCCCCCAAAACUUGAUCCGCCCAUGGGCCCCGCGCAGUUUCUAGUUCAAAAGGCACGCAGCCCACAGUCUUACCUUGUCCUUCGGUCUCGCUUCCACUGCCCCUCCGGCGCCCGUUAG